CAUUGGGGGGCGGGAGGGGGGAGGGUGUUCAUCGCGAACGUUGCGCUCCGCUGGCGGAGGCCGCAUCCCAUCCGCCCCACUGAAGGAGACCGGCCGGCCGGCUGGCUGGCUCCGGUUCCCGGUCUUUGUUGUGCCGGCGUUUCUGUGAAGGCAUCCGUGCGGCUUUGGCGCCUCCGUUUUCCCGUUGUUGGCGUCAGCGGCUCCCGGCCUCAUCGCUGCAUCGUGAGGGGCGCCCUCGGCGGGCUGAGUAACAAUGAGCAACUCGAGGAACAACCGAGUGAUGGUGGAGGGCGUCGGGGCCCGGGUCGUGAGGGGGCCCGACUGGAAGUGGGGAAAGCAGGAUGGCGGCGAGGGCCAUGUGGGCACCGUGCGCAGUUUCGAAAGCCCCGAGGAGGUGGUGGUGGUCUGGGACAACGGCACGGCCGCCAACUACCGCUGCUCGGGAGCCUAUGACCUGCGCAUCCUCGACAGCGCGCCCACCGGGAUUAAACAUGAUGGGACUAUGUGUGAUACUUGUCGCCAGCAACCAAUAAUUGGUAUUCGAUGGAAAUGUGCGGAAUGUACAAAUUAUGAUUUAUGCACAGUAUGUUAUCAUGGGGAUAAACAUCAUCUAAGACACCGCUUUUACAGAAUAACCACACCUGGAAGUGAAAGGGUAUUACUGGAAUCUCGCCGUAAAUCAAAGAAAAUCACUGCAAGAGGAAUCUUUACAGGUGCCAGGGUGGUACGAGGAGUUGAUUGGCAAUGGGAAGAUCAAGAUGGUGGCAAUGGACGUAGGGGCAAAGUAACUGAAAUCCAAGAUUGGAGUGCAUCAAGUCCACACAGUGCAGCAUAUGUUUUGUGGGACAAUGGAGCUAAAAACCUUUACAGAGUUGGCUUUGAGGGCAUGUCAGACCUUAAAUGUGUCCAGGAUUCAAAAGGAGGAUCCUUCUAUCGAGACCACUGUCCUGUGCUUGGUGAACAGAAUGGCAACCGAAAUCCUGGUGGUUUACAGAUUGGUGAUCUAGUGAACAUUGAUCUUGACUUAGAAAUUGUUCAGUCAUUACAACAUGGUCAUGGAGGAUGGACUGAUGGAAUGUUUGAAACCUUAACAACUACUGGCACAGUUUGUGGUAUAGAUGAAGAUCAUGACAUUGUUGUACAGUAUCCAAGUGGGAAUAGAUGGACCUUUAACCCUGCUGUUCUUACUAAAGCCAAUGUUGUCCGAAGUGGAGAUGCUGUACAAGGUGCUGAAGGUGGUACUUCACAAUUUCAAGUGGGUGAUCUUGUCCAAGUUUGUUAUGACUUAGAAAGAAUUAAGCUGCUUCAAAGAGGACAUGGUGAAUGGGCUGAAGCAAUGCUUCCUACUUUAGGUAAAGUUGGAAGGGUCCAGCAGAUCUACUCAGAUAGUGACUUAAAAGUAGAGGUUUGUGGAACUUCUUGGACGUAUAAUCCCGCUGCUGUGUCAAAAGUAGCAUCCGCAGGCUCUGCUAUAAGCAAUGCAUCUGGUGAGAGAUUGUCCCAGUUGUUGAAGAAAUUAUUUGAAACUCAAGAAUCUGGGGAUCUUAAUGAAGAACUGGUUAAAGCAGCUGCUAAUGGAGAUGUAGCCAAAGUGGAAGAUUUGCUUAAGAGACCUGAUGUAGAUGUGAAUGGACAGUGUGCAGGACACACAGCUAUGCAAGCUGCAAGUCAGAAUGGACAUGUUGACAUUCUGAAGUUGCUUCUGAAACAGAAUGUGGAUGUAGAAGCAGAGGACAAAGAUGGAGACAGGGCUGUUCAUCAUGCAGCCUUUGGUGAUGAAGGAGCUGUGAUAGAAGUUUUACAUAGAGGCAGUGCAGAUCUCAAUGCUCGCAAUAAACGUAGACAGACGCCACUUCAUAUUGCUGUGAAUAAAGGUCAUCUCCAAGUUGUGAAGACAUUACUGGACUUUGGUUGCCAUCCUAGUCUCCAGGAUUCUGAGGGUGAUACACCUCUUCAUGACGCAAUAAGUAAGAAGCGUGAUGAUAUUUUGGCAGUCCUCCUGGAAGCCGGAGCAGAUGUUACUAUUACAAAUAACAAUGGAUUUAAUGCUCUUCAUCAUGCUGCACUAAGGGGAAAUCCAAGUGCAAUGCGAGUGUUACUCUCUAAGCUUCCAAGACCAUGGAUUGUAGAUGAAAAAAAAGAUGAUGGAUAUACUGCUUUGCAUUUGGCAGCACUUAAUAAUCAUGUAGAAGUAGCAGAACUUUUGGUGCAUCAGGGCAAUGCUAACUUGGAUAUCCAGAACGUAAAUCAACAAACUGCACUGCACCUUGCUGUUGAAAGACAGCACACUCAGAUAGUGCGGCUUUUAGUUCGUGCAGGUGCUAAACUGGACAUUCAGGAUAAAGACGGGGAUACUCCCCUGCAUGAGGCUCUGCGACAUCAUACUUUGUCGCAGCUUCGCCAGCUCCAAGACAUGCAAGAUGUGGGCAAGGUAGAUACGGCUUGGGAGCCCUCCAAGAAUACAUUGAUAAUGGGAUUGGGUACUCAGGGAGCAGAGAAGAAAAGUGCAGCAUCUAUUGCCUGUUUCCUGGCAGCCAAUGGAGCUGACCUUGGUAUUCGUAACAAAAAGGGCCAGUCACCCCUUGACUUAUGUCCUGAUCCUAGCCUCUGUAAAGCAUUGGCUAAAUGCCACAAAGAAAAAGUCAGUGGACAGGUUGGUUCCCGAAGUCCUUCUAUGAUCAGCAAUGAUUCAGAAACCUUAGAAGAAUGCAUGGUAUGUUCUGAUAUGAAGAGAGAUACUCUAUUUGGCCCAUGUGGGCACAUUGCUACUUGUUCCCUCUGUUCACCAAGAGUCAAGAAAUGCCUCAUUUGCAAAGAGCAUGUUCAAUCAAGAACAAAGAUUGAAGAAUGUGUUGUAUGCUCAGAUAAAAAGGCUGCAGUACUCUUUCAGCCUUGCGGACACAUGUGUGCUUGUGAAAAUUGCGCCAGCCUUAUGAAAAAAUGUGUGCAGUGUCGGGCAGUGGUAGAACGAAGAGUUCCUUUUAUUAUGUGUUGUGGUGGGAAAGGUACAGAAGAUACCAUAGAUGACAUUACAAGUGGAAACAUUCCUGUUCUGCAGAAGGAUAAGGAUAACACUAAUGUCAAUGCUGAUGUACAGAAAUUGCAGCAGCAGUUGCAGGACAUAAAGGAACAGACCAUGUGCCCUGUAUGUUUGGACCGUCUGAAGAAUAUGAUCUUUCUCUGUGGUCAUGGAACAUGUCAGCUUUGUGGUGAUCGAAUGAGUGAAUGUCCUAUCUGUCGAAAGGCUAUUGAACGAAGGAUUCUUUUGUAUUAAAAUCUCAAGUGUCUUAUGGUUGCUUGUCACAUUACUACUAGAUUUUGCUUUUUGAAUCCCCAUACAUUUUAGUAGGUAUGAAAGGUUGUCAUGAAGACAUGUCUAGCAUUACAGGAAGAGUUACAUUGUAAAUGCUGAUGUCUACAACACAGAUUAUUAUUUGCACAGUCAACUUCUACCAUGAAGAAAUCUAAAGUAAGGUUAGUUUAGUUAACAGUGCAGUUUGUUUAUAUAUUUUGUCUGUCUUCUUCUCCCCAACCCCUUUAUGUUAAAGGGAUAAUCUUGAUUUUCUAGCUUGGCAUCUUUAUUUUACAUGUAUAAACUCUUAAUUUCAACCAUGUUAAUUUUUAUACUGUCAGUUACUUUCAUGUACGAAUAUUUUUAAUAUUCUAAAAUCUGUUUAUUUUAAAAUAUUUUCAUAGUAAUGUCAGUCAAACUACAAUAACAAGCUAAGUCUUUUAGCUAAGUUCAGGAAUUAAAACAUUUGACACAAUAAUUAAAUAGCACUUCAGUAUUACAUAUUGCCUUUAAAAUCUGAAAGCUGAUAAUUCUGCAUGGUCAGUGUUUUUUGAAGAAAAAUGAGAGCAAAAGUAGUUUUAUCAAGCAGACUCAUGACACAUUGCUCCUUCUAUAAUUAUCUACCAGAAAUACUUUCUCCAAAACUCAGGGAAAUUCCAGAUGUGUUUGAAAACAAUACAGGUUGCUACUAGUAAUAAAAAAGAGAACUUCACAAGCAAACUCUUCUGCCUGAAAGUUAUUUUGGAUCUUAUUUGAUGAACCAGUUCUUAGGACAGUGACAAAAUACAUUAUAUUGUUUGGGUAGUUAUUUUUUUAAACAAGCAUUCUAGCUAUAAGGUUGCAUUCAUAAUUGGCCAUGUUUAUACUUGCUCAUUGAAGUCAGUGAAACUUGAAUUAGUCAAAAUUAUAGUGGGUCUAGUAAACUAGACAUUAGUACCACUUUGCAAAAAGCAAAUAUAUAUCGAUUAUAUAACAUCUGUAGUUAGAAUAUUCAUGCUUUCUGCAAAUUUCACUAUAUUUGUCACCUUCCUUUACUGUCAGUCUUUCUGGAACUUGGGAUCAUUCCGUUAAUAUUUAAGUUUUAAUAGAAAUAACAUGAAAAGACCUAAGAAAACAAUUUGUUCUGAAUACACUGUGGUAAGGCUACAGUUGGAGUACCAAAUAUUAAAUUACCUUCUAAAGAUGAUGUGUGAUUUUUACAUUUAUAACCGACAGAAGUGCCAGUUCUUGUAUUUGUCACCAGUGGAUUCUUAUAAGCAUGUGAGUUGCUAUUCCUUUUAACUAGUACAAAAAUGAUUUAACUAAAAAAAUUUGCUUGUGGGAGUAUUCUAUAUUUGAUGAAUGCAAUCUUUGCCAAGAUUUGUUUGAGAUUUUUGUUUGUUUGCUUGUUUAGCUGCUGCUGCUGCUGCUGCUGCUGCAAAUGUCUGCAAAUUGCCUUGGAACAAUAUUGAUCAUGUUUUAUACCAACUUUUCCUGGUCCUGGAGCCUCCCCACAUCACCAAUUUUCAAUGGCAUUUUUUAAACUUCUUUUUCUUAAAACAUAAAACAAAUAAGCCUGAAAAUAGGCAUGUUACACCUCAGUCAGGGCUACAGUAGCACAUCUAUUUUCAGCAUCUCCCUCCUAAAACUUCUCUGAGCUUAAUAUUUUGGCUCUGCUCUCUCCAGAAAUGACAUCUAUCUGCAACCCUUGGAGGGCAGUUUUUUGUUUUUUUUUAAGUACAACUCCAACCUGCAAAGAAGUUGCCCUUUCCUGAUAUAUUUUGGAACACUACACCAAUACAUAGCUGUAGAGACUCACUUAGUAAAAUAUCUCAAUAUACUGAUAAUAUUUUUGCUAAUGAAAGUGUUUUAAGACUUAAUUUUUGCAAUUGCCAGGUAUCCAGAUUUCUGUAUUGGUAUAAUUAUGACAUUUGCAUACAUACAAAUUUGGAAUACUUGGAAUAAAUCCCUUUGAGUAUAUUAUGAAUUAAUUCUUAAUAAACAUAGAUAAGGACUGAACUGACAUGAUUUUGCAGCAUACCUUCUUUAGCUGCAUCAAAGUUAUUAGGCCUUUAGAACUAAAUCAUAUCAGUUUUUAAAAGGAUGCAUAGGAGAAAUGGGUUUUGGAAUGAUGUAUAAAUCUGUUAAAUCAAUGAACAGAUCAAGCAAAAAUCACUCUCUUAAGUUGGCGGUUGUAACGACUAUAUUUCUUUAUUGUUGUUCUUUCCCUGGCCAAGGCAUAUAUGUUCAUAGCCCUUGCCAGGAGUUGACUGGGAAUUUUAUUCUUUCAGAGCUGGGUUUGGGGAAGGCAGAGAAAAACCAUUUCCUUCAUCCCUGAAUACUAGAUGCAACAUGAUACCAUUAUCACUAGUAAUGCAGUUGCAGUUUAGUCUAUAACUUCAUAUGUUUGAAGUAUAGACAUCAUAGCUAAAACAUCCAAAUUAAUUUUUGGAUUUUUUUGCUUCUCUCUUUCCUGUUUUUUGUAACAUCUUAUCUGAAAAAGAGUUCUGGAGAAUUCAUACUCUUUUAUGGCAUUUUGGUUGUAAUAAAGAUAUUUACCCCAACUACA
Messenger RNA from Python bivittatus (Burmese python), 5840 nucleotides. RefSeq names its product MIB E3 ubiquitin protein ligase 1 (gene MIB1). NCBI's taxonomy places the organism in Eukaryota, Metazoa, Chordata, Lepidosauria, Squamata, Pythonidae. Gene Ontology annotation, biological process: Notch signaling pathway; protein ubiquitination; endocytosis. The record is from RefSeq and is a predicted model, not a curated record. Gene Ontology annotation, cellular component: cytoplasm. Gene Ontology annotation, molecular function: ubiquitin-protein transferase activity; protein binding; zinc ion binding.